GGCCUUUUGAGGAUGAACUGUGUGGUCCCUGACAUUGACAAAAGCAUUACCUCCCCAUACUUCUAAGUUCCAAACACAUGCUGGUUUUGCUUUCUUCCGCUAAAAUUUGUGUGUGAGUUUGUCUCAUUGUUUCUUUUUCAUCUUACCACAUUUCACUCUGAUCUUUUCUCUUCAUUUGUUUGUGUUACAAUUUACGACAAAACACUCCACAACUCACUAAGUUGGGGAAAAAAAUCCAUAACCAAUUCAACAAAUAGGAGUUCAAAUUGUUUGUCACGAGCUUCACAUUUCACCUAAGUUAAAAAAGUGAUGUUCAAUGCAAAUUAAAUUCAUAUAAGCAGUUAGCAUUUUCUGAAGUUGUCUGUUUCUGUGAGUUGGAAGUCACUGUCUCCAAUUUAGCAAUAGAAUCAGACAGCCACCACUCUUAUGCCAUGGAAGAGUGAAGAAGAAGCAGAGGAGGGUCCUACAACAGUCCCUUGUCAAUGAUUUUUACUUGGGUGGUGGUGGUGGCUCUUUCUCAAUGACCCACACAAUCAAUAUCAAGCUUGCUUAUUGCUGCACAUUUUAAUCAAUGAACUAAAACCUGCUUCUUCUCUCAUGUACUUUUGCUCCUUUCACUCUAUUUUUUUGGUCUCUUGGUCUUUUUCAUCACUAGGAGCACUUGGAAUUGGAGGUUGCUCAAAAGGGGAAAGGUGGAUUUCAGUCAUAUGAGGAGACCUUCAAUUCUAGUGGGUGUGCUUUUUCUUGCAUUGUUCUGUUGUAGCCCAUGGACAGUGUGGAGCAGCACGCUUUGCAAAAGAAAAAACUUGGAGAGAGUUCGACCUCACAGUGUCAGCAUUACCGAAUUUGGCGCAGUUGGGGAUGGGAUCACUCUCAACACAAAAGCAUUUCAGAAUGCCAUCUUCUACCUGAAUUCAUUUGCAGAUAAAGGUGGAGCAAAGCUUUUUGUCCCUGCCGGCCGGUGGUUAACCGGUAGUUUUGAUCUCAUCAGCCACCUAACUCUGUGGUUGGAUAAGGAUGCAGUGAUUCUUGGAUCAACGAACUCUGAUGAUUGGCCAGUUGUUGAUCCUCUACCGUCUUACGGUCGAGGAAGGGAGUUGCCUGGUGGAAGGCAUAAGAGCCUCAUUUAUGGCCACAAUUUGACUGAUGUUGUCAUAACAGGUAAUAAUGGAACUAUCGAUGGUCAAGGGAGUAUCUGGUGGAGCAGGUUUCAGAACAAUACUCUGGAUUAUACACGUCCCCAUUUGGUGGAAUUGAUGAAUUCCAUAGGAGUUCUCAUUUCAAAUUUAACAUUCUUGAAUUCUCCAUUUUGGAAUAUUCAUCCUGUAUAUUGCAGCCAAGUAAGAGUUCAGAAUGUCACAAUCCUUGCUCCUCAUACUUCACCAAACACAGAUGGGAUUGAUCCAGAUUCUUCUGAUGAUGUAUGCAUUGAAGACUGUUAUAUAAGCACAGGUGAUGAUCUAAUUGCCAUCAAAAGUGGGUGGGACGAGUAUGGAAUUGCAUAUGGUCGUCCCAGCACAAACAUUGUCAUUCGCAGGCUCGUUGGAAAAACUCAAACAAGUGGAAUUGCUAUUGGAAGUGAGAUGUCGGGCGGCGUAUCAGAAGUUCACGCAGAAGAUAUUCACUUUUAUGAUUCAUAUAACGCAAUCAGAAUAAAGACUUCUCGUGGAAGGGGUGGUUAUGUUAGAAACAUCUACAUCUCUAACAUGACCUUGGUUAAUAUUGAAUACGCUAUUACGUUCAAUGGUUUAUAUGGGGAACAUCCAGAUGAUGCUUAUGACCCAAAUGCUCUACCAGUAAUAGAAAAGAUUACAAUCAAGGAUGUGAUAGGAGAAAAUAUCAAACAAGCAGGUAUUCUAGAGGGUAUAGAAGGUGAUAAUUUUGUCAACAUUUGCCUAUCAAACAUCUCCCUCAAUGUGAGAUCAAGCUUUCCAUGGAACUGCUCUUAUGUUAAAGGAUACUCUGACAUGGUUCACCCAGAAGCUUGUGAGCCUCUCAUGGAGAGACUAUUCCCUGAGCAUUGUUCAGACUGUUACUAUUUGUCAAAUCACCAACAGAGUUCAAAUAAUCAAAGAGGUGACAUGAGAAGUUGAGUGGAGUUGCUGGCCUGUGAUUGUCAACCAGCAGAAAGAUACAGAGAGAUGAUUGGCCUGUGCAGUGACAAAUAAAUGAGUCAUUUAUCAUAAAUAGGAAGUUGAAUGAUUUCAUGUCUUGCAUUUCUACCUGUGGCUUUGGAGAAGAGAAACAUGAAAGUUUUGUGUUUGAUUCCAAGGGAAAAGAAUAUGUUACUCUGACAUAAUUCUCUUUUUUGAAUAAGGAAUCCAAUAAACUAACUUCCUAGAAAGGUGGAAUCUAAUCAUUUACAUAUCUUUUCUUUUACACUUAAAAGGUUAAAGCACAUAACUAAAAGAGUCAUGCUUACUA
Molecule: messenger RNA, 2424 nt
Organism: Lotus japonicus
Lineage: Eukaryota; Viridiplantae; Streptophyta; Magnoliopsida; Fabales; Fabaceae
Product: probable polygalacturonase
Exons: 7
Coding region: 708-2093 (461 amino acids)
Biological process (GO): carbohydrate metabolic process
Molecular function (GO): polygalacturonase activity
Source: RefSeq, a predicted model, not a curated record